Messenger RNA from Pyrus x bretschneideri (Chinese white pear), 1014 nucleotides. RefSeq names its product histone H1.2-like. The transcript has 2 exons. Gene Ontology annotation, cellular component: nucleosome; nucleus. Gene Ontology annotation, molecular function: nucleosomal DNA binding; double-stranded DNA binding; structural constituent of chromatin. The coding region runs from base 103 to 771 and encodes 222 amino acids. The record is from RefSeq and is a predicted model, not a curated record. Gene Ontology annotation, biological process: negative regulation of DNA recombination; nucleosome assembly; chromosome condensation. NCBI's taxonomy places the organism in Eukaryota, Viridiplantae, Streptophyta, Magnoliopsida, Rosales, Rosaceae.
UUUUCACAUUUCCCGUUUUCUGAUUCUCUCCAUCCAAAAUCCGAAAAAUCCGUUCCGAUUCCGUUUCCGAGUUAACUGAGUCAAACCGCCGAGUCAACGACCAUGACUGGAACUGGCGUCUCCGCUGCCAAGGCCAAGAAGGCGAGGUCUCCGCCUGCACACCCGCCAUUCGUCGAGAUGAUCACGGUGGCGAUUGUGGCGCUGAAGGAGAGGACGGGAUCGAGCCAGUACGCGAUCACCAAGUUUGUGGAGGAGAAGCACAAGAAUCUGCCGCCGACCUUCAGGAAGCUUCUGCUCUACCAUUUGAAGAAGCUCGUGGCUGCCGGAAAGCUCGUCAAGGUGAAAAACUCGUUCAAACUGCCUCCGGUCCGCGGCGCCGCUCCGGCGAAAGAGAAGACGGCCGGUGCGCCGAAGCCUAAGAAGUCGGCGGCGGUGGUCGCCAAGGCGAAGACCAAAACGGCUGCGAAGCCCAAGGCGAAGGUUGCGUCGAAGCCCAAGUCGAAAGCGGUUGCUGCUAAACCCAAGUCCAAAGGGGUGGCUGCUAAACCUAAGGCGGCAGCUGCGAAGCCAAAGGUGAAGAAGGCGGUGGCGGCCAAGCCUGCUGCCAAGGCGGCAAGAACAUCGACGAGGACGUCGCCGGGGAAGAAGGUGGAAGUGAAGUCUAAGGCUAAGGCGAAGAAGCCGGUGGCUCCGGCGAGAGCUGUGAGGAAGCCGAAGAGUGUGAAGUCUCCGGUGAAGAGGAAGGCUCCGGCGAGGAAGGCGAAGAAGUGAGAUAGUCUUAGAGAUGGUGUUCCGAGACGUUUCUGGAGGGGGGUAGUUUGUGUAAAUUUGUUUAGGGAGUGAGGGUAGUUUGGGAGUGGAACAGAAACAGCGUGUUUGACAGAGAAUUUGUAGGGUUAUAUUUUCUGAUUUGUUUGUUAUUUUUCCAACAACUUUGGGGGUUGUUAUUUGCUAACUUUUUUUCUGUAGUAUGAAUGACAUCAUGAAUGAGAUGCUUAUUGUUGAUAACCAAAA